Siniperca chuatsi (mandarin fish) is the source of this 4927-nucleotide messenger RNA. RefSeq names its product RAP1 GTPase activating protein b (gene rap1gapb). Gene Ontology annotation, molecular function: GTPase activator activity. Gene Ontology annotation, biological process: activation of GTPase activity; regulation of small GTPase mediated signal transduction. Gene Ontology annotation, cellular component: cytoplasm. Lineage: Eukaryota; Metazoa; Chordata; Actinopteri; Centrarchiformes; Sinipercidae. The coding region runs from base 556 to 2841 and encodes 761 amino acids. The transcript is spliced from 23 exons. The record is from RefSeq and is a predicted model, not a curated record.
CACAGUAGUAAUAGAAGUAUGAUGCUACCAUAAUCCAAGUACCACUUCCUUGUGUUCUGCAAUUGGGUUCAUAGAUCGUGCACUACGACUGUUUCUGAGAGGGAGGAUUGAAAAAUGUGAGAUGAAAGAAAAGAGGAAGAGAAUAGUCUGAUACAACAAAAAAGAGAACUAUGCGGUGUGUAUGUUCACAUGCAAAUGUGUGUGUUUGCAUUAAAAAGAGAAGAUGGUUGUGCAGAGUACGCAGGGAGGGGAGAAACAUUGUUCCUCCCUUCCUCCUACUUCCUACUGAACAGUUGUGUGUGUCUGUGGGAGGGUGGGGUGCAUGAAUAAAGGGAAGGAAGGGAAAUUAUAUUCUUACAGUACAGUACAGCACAUGCUUUUACCUCGGAUACUGAAGUAUGGAUUCUGAUGGACAGCUAUCAAGUUUUCUCUACUAGUUUAUUGCCAGUGACAGUGACUGUGAAGUGUCAUUGUCAAUCUCGCCUUUCUCAUUGUGGCCGACAGUGACAUCAACACCAUUGCUCUUGUCAGCUUGCCUGCAUCUGUGCUUGUGGAAUGAUGACUGAGCUCAGGAUAGCUAAGAAUGCCUCAUUGGAUGGACUGCUCAACAGUCCCCCCAGUAAGCCUUUCCUCAAGAGACGAUGCCUCAGUGAUACCUCGGACCUGUUUGCCAUGAUCGAGAGAAUGCAGGGUUACAGAAUGGAUGAGCAAAGAUGUGCCUUCCCUCCUCCCCUCAAAACAGAAGAGGACUACAUCCCUUAUCCCAGUGUUCAUGAGGUUCUGGGUCGCACUAGCCCUUUUCCACUCAUCCUGCUGCCCCAGUUUGGAGGCUACUGGAUAGAGGGGACAAAUCAUGAGCCUAAAGACCCACCAGAGGCUGAUCAACCCCCUUGUCCUACCUCCCACAUCAAACUGGAGACAAACAGCACUGCCAAGAUUUACAGGAAGCAUUUCAUGGGCAAGGAACACUUUAAUUAUUACACCAUGGAUGCUGCCCUGGGCCACUUGGUCUUUUCCAUGAAGUAUGAUGUCAUUGGGGAUCAGGAGCAUCUGCGCUUGAUGCUUCGCACAAAGCUAAAAACUUACCAUGAUGUGAUUCCCAUUUCCUGCCUUACCGAGUUCCCCAAUGUGGUUCAGAUGGCCAAGCUUGUUUGUGAAGAAGUAAACGUGGAUAGGUUUUAUCCUGUCCUCUACCCAAAGGCAUCAAGGCUCAUUGUCACCUUUGAUGAGCAUGUGAUCAGCAACAACUUCAAGUUUGGGGUUAUUUAUCAAAAGUUUGGCCAGACAUCAGAGGAGGAGCUGUUUGGGAACAUGGAAGAAAGUCCUGCCUUUGUUGAGUUAUUGGAGUUUCUGGGCCACAAGAUUGAGCUUCAUGACUUUAAAGGGUUUCGGGGUGGACUGGAUGUCACUCAUGGGCAGACGGGGACAGAAUCCGUCUACACAAGUUUCCAUAAUAAGGAGAUAAUGUUCCAUGUGUCCACCAAGCUGCCUUACACAGAGGGAGACUCACAGCAGCUGCAGAGGAAGAGGCACAUAGGCAACGACAUUGUAGCCAUCGUGUUCCAGGAGGAGAACACGCCCUUUGUACCAGACAUGAUCCAGUCCAACUUCUUGCAUGCGUAUGUGGUGGUGCAGGUGGAGAAUGCAUGUACGGACAAUGUCACCUACAAGGUGUCUGUGACAGCGCGGGAUGAUGUACCUUUCUUUGGGCCUGCUCUGCCUGACCCUGCCAUCUUCAAAAAGGGCCCUGAGUUCCGUGAAUUCCUCUUCACCAAGCUCAUCAAUGCAGAGUACGCCUGCUACAAGGCUGAGAAAUUUGCCAAGCUCGAGGAGCGUACACGUUCAGCCCUGUUGGAGACUCUGUAUGAGGAGCUGCAUAUAAACAGCCAGUCCAUGAUGGGUCUGGGUGGAGAUGAAGAUAAACUGGAGAAUGGGGGCGGAGGAGGAGGAGGAGGCUUCUUUGAAUCCUUUAAGCGGGUCAUCCGCAGCAGAAGCCAGUCUAUGGACGCCAUGGGCCUCAGUAACAAGAAGUCACACACAGUCUCCACUAGUCACAGUGGCAGCUUUACCCACAAUCCCGCAGAGAGCCCCAAAACCCCGGGGAUUUCAUUGCUUGUUCCAGGGAAAAGUCCCAGUAAAUAUGGACGCCGAGGCAGUGCCAUAGGGAUAGGAACAAUAGAAGAGUCAUUGAUCAUUCCUGGGAAAAGUCCAACCAGGAAAAAGUCUGGGCCCUUCAGCUCUCGUCGCAGCAGCGCCAUUGGCAUCGAGAACAUCCAGGAGGUCCAAGAGAGGAGCCGGGAGGUGUCACCCAGCACCCAGAGGACACUGGACAGCAGCCACUUUUCGCAGGAAAACAAAUCAGACAACUCCUCCAAUCACAGUUCUCCAGAAUUUCCCGCAACUAAGAACAGUUUGGCGAUGUGUUGCAGGGCAGCGUCCAUCCCCGAGGCUCAGGACCUUUCACGCUCCUCCUCCAAUGCCAGCAGCUUUGCCAGCGUAGUGGAGGAACACGAGAACGAGCACGAGGCAGAGGAGGAGUACGACACUGGACUGGAAAGUGUGUCUUGUGUUACGCCCCUCAAGAGAGACUCAUUUGUGUACAGCUCUGCGGUGGAGCACAGUGCGUGCAGUACCAGCCAGGGAAGUUUUCCAGCAGCUUCUCAUCUUCAGCAGCAACUGGACGGAGUGAAGACAUCAGAGCCAAAAGGGACAGACAGCCAGUCCAAGACGGAGCGCCCCUCGCAGGAGCACAAGUUCUCAUCGCAUUCCCAUAAGAGGCAUCUUUUGCCACAAACAAGCCAAGGGCAUGUGAACUCCACCACUGACGCAGACAAGGAGUAGAGUUAGAAGCCAGAUCAAGAGACUGACAGAUCUUCUUUUGUAUGUUUGGCAUGGAUCUGCUGCCUGUCAUGACAGACACCCAGCUCCAUGGACAUGUACCUACCUGUCGCCCUCAUUCCAGCUCUAUGUGGAACCCCUUGAAUGCUCAAGGCAAAGGAAACACACCCAUGCAGUAUACCUACUGACUGUCAUCUGGUGUCAUCAGGUGGUUUAGCAGAAUAAGUCUCGCUGCCUGCUCAUUCUUCAGGCCAGUAAGCUCUGAAACCUGAUUGUUACUGUAAACACUACAGAUCAGGAUUUGAACGGAGGUUUAAUCUUGUGACUGAAAGAGUGUUGAAAGAAAUAGAGACCGAUCAAACAACUGGUGAAACAGUGGGUCUAUAGAGAGGAGAGUUGCACUGGAGAGGAAAAUGUUUUUUUUAUGUCAACCACACAUCCCACUGUGAUAUUGUACAUGGGUUUAACUUUGAUGUACCGGGUGUGUGGCUGUCUGUCAGGCCACUUUUUGUGUUUUAUUGAUGAUCUAUUCUUCUUUGUUCUGAGUAUUCUGCAGUGGAUAUUUGUCGUGUUUGAUGACAGCUUUCAGUAAAUCUGUCAUGUUUUUGAUGGAGGGUACUUCUGUGAUGCUGUUGUUGGUGGCAGUAAUAUCACCAGUCACCUUCCUCCUAGGAGCGUGAAGGGUGAAAUAUAUGUAUCUGCAAUUUUUAAAUUCAAAAUUUUAUUGUACCACAGUAAGUCUGUAGAGAAACAGAAAUAUUUUAACAUAACUGUAGACUCUAUUGAUACUAUAUAAUAAGAGUAAAAUGCAUAAUUACUGUAGUGCCCCAACCAGCAACAUGCAUCCUCAAUCCACACUUCAAGGUAGUACUGUUUAGACCUUUGUCUCCAAAUACUCUUUGUCACACACCACUUGUUGAUUUGAUGUCUGUGUACAGGUGUGUGUAUACAACAGUACUGUGCAUGAUGUAAAUCUGCUUGCCAAAAACCUCUCCUCUGUACAUUGGUGCCAUGCUUGACAUAGGUGUUGUCCCUGUGAUCUGUGUUUUAUUGAAAACCAGCCAACAUCUCCAGAUGCAGUGCACAUUGCUGAUAGAGAGCCAAAUGCCACAGUUUUCCUACUUUAUUUGUAAAGUGUAAUAUAUGUACGUGACCUAAGCACUACGUUUUGCGUUAUUUCGAAAUACUGACCUUUUGAAAAAUAUGAUUUGUUGCUGAAUAAGACUGUGACUCGUCUUGAAGUUGCCUUCUUUAAUGAUUGUGUCACGUGAGCUGCUUGGAAGGAGGGUCAUAUUUAAAGGCACUGCGUUGCCAGCUGGCUUGAAUGUAAAACUAGGCAGGUAUGUAUUUAUUUGUACAUAUCUGUUCUAAUGAAUGGUGAUACUGUGUUGAAUUCUGACCACAGUAAACUUGUGUCUGAAACACCUCACCUCUCCUGAGCGGAGAAGCUUUUUCCUGUCUUCAGUUUGUUAUGAAGGAAAGAACUGAUACAUGGAUUUGUUUUAUUUCAGUGAUAUGAGUGAAGCGGACAUGAGAUGUAUUGUCUACAGUGAAUUAAUGACAGCAUUUACACUUUGUGAAAGUACAAUAGAGUUAAGACACUGGACCAAAUGCAACACAGCUGUUUAUACCUACAAAUCACUCAGAACAAAGUAACAUUUUGCAUUUGACUAUACUGAAAUAUGGCAUAGAAAAAAUUACAGAGAGAAUUUUUCUGUAACAAUUACACAUUUGUUUAUUACAGCCUUUUAAAUUGAUUUAUGAUGAUUUCAAAUGAUUUUCUUCUUGACUUUGGAAAUGCUUGAGUAGAUAAAGUUCGCCCUCUUGUGGCUCUGUAUUAUUAUAGCAUAUCACUAUGUGGUACCAUUCAUCUAACUAUGCUUGCACUGUAUGCCAACGGCAGGUCCAAACCUCAACAUGAUUGGGAGUGAAUCUUCUAUGUGCUUGAUUCAAAUGAUUGUAUUUUCUGUUCUUGUCAACAGUCUGCUUAAGCCCUUGUUCAAAAGAUUUGUUUGUAAAUAUUGCUUUUCAUCCUUUUUGUAAAUAAAGCCAACAAAAAUGUUUAAUAAAGAUGAAGAUGCGUACAAUA